Messenger RNA from Strigops habroptila (Kakapo), 2870 nucleotides. It is a transcript of the gene ANKLE1, whose product is annotated as ankyrin repeat and LEM domain containing 1. The record is from RefSeq and is a predicted model, not a curated record. Bases 1114 to 2847 code for a protein of 577 amino acids. Gene Ontology annotation, molecular function: endonuclease activity. The transcript has 8 exons. Lineage: Eukaryota; Metazoa; Chordata; Aves; Psittaciformes; Psittacidae.
UCGCCAGCCAAUGAGCGGGCGCAGCGCCUGCGCGCGUGGCGUUCGAACGGGCGGGGCGCGCUGCGCGUGCGCGGGACGGCAUGAACGGUGCGGGACGGCGCGAGCCGCGCACUCAGGAGCUGCCGCUGCCGCCCGUUGCCGCAUCGCGGGCGGGCUACAGGAGCCUCAAGCUCCGGCUGAAGAAAUGGGGGGACCCGGAGCUCCAAGAGCAGGAUGGGAAACGAGCCAUGGACCGGGAGCAGGGACACGGAGUGUGGAUCCUGCGGGACUGGGGCUCACAGCGCGCCCAGGGGUGGCCUCCUGCAGAGGACCUGGGGGUGCCCCGGCGCUCCCUGUCCUUCCUGACCGAGGAUGCCACCGAAGGCAGCAUCUGCACUGGGCUCCCCAAGGCUGGGUCCCUGCUGCAGGAGCCGGGGGGCUGCAGUGGUUUGGGGGGGCCCCUCCCGUCCCUCUCCAUCCCUUCCCUUGGCCCAUGGCCCCAGGGGGACCCCGGGGGCUCAGCUCUCCCCCCGCACCCCCUCGCCUCCAGCACGCUGCUCUCGGAUGGGGAUGAGCUCAGGGAGGGACCCCGGAGCAGGACCAUGGUGGGAGGUUUAGGGGGUGCCCCCCGGGUUCUCCCCCAGCCCUGCACUGGGGUUGGUCCUGGUCCCUGUCCCCGGCAGGCGUUUGGUCCCAGUGGGUCCCUGCACGAGCCCCAGCAUUGCAGCAGGGUCUGGGGGGCAGGCAGGGCACCCCCUGAGGCUCCUGGGGACGGUGACAGCCUUGGGGACAGCAGCGGUGACAGCGAGUGCUUUGUUAGUGCCCUGGAGACCCUGGGGGCUCGGUGCUGCUGCUCCUCGGGGCAGGAGCUGGGUGAAGCCCCUUCCCCAACUGCAGCUGGUGCCACGGAGCUGCCCCCCCCCCGGCAGCCCCCCAACCCCAGAGCGGGUGGAGGGUGGAGGUUUUGGGGGGGCCUCAAGGGCAGCCCCUCGCUGUGAGGAUGGUUCUGACACGGGUGAUGUAGGGGAGCUCCUCACCCAGCUCCAAGGGUGCAGCCUCCAGGGAUCCCCCCCCUGCACCCCAGGGCCCCUUCCCAGGCUCGUCACUGGGCAUGUCACCCCGCAGGAGCCCCCCAUGUACCACCAUGUCACCCCCAGGACCAAGAGCCGCCUCCUGGCCUCUGCAGAGCGGUUCGGUGCCUCCUCUUCCUCCUCCCUUUUCGAUGACACAUUGGAGAUGCCACGGAGACCCCCCAGGGUCAGAGCACCCCGAGGUGUCCCCAGGGACCCUGCCACCACCUCAGGGUGCUGUGUCACCCUGCAGGGCACAGAUGUGUGCAGCGGGGACAGAGAGGAGACAGGCUCUCUGGGUGACACUGUGCUCCUCCCCGGAGCCCCCAGCAGCUCCCCUGGCUCCAGCCCCACGGUGCUGCUGGUCCCUGGGGACCACGGGCACCCCCAGUCCCCCCCAUUAGAUGCUCAGGGCUCUCCUGGCUCCAGCCCCACAGUGCUGUUGGUCCCUGGGGACCACAAGCACCCCCAGUCCCUCCCAUUAGAUGCUCAGGGCUCUCCUGGCUCCAGCCCCACAGUGCUGCUGGUCCCUGGGGACCACAAGCACUCCCAGUCCUCCCCAUUGGGUGCUCAGGGCUCCCUUGGCUCCAGCCCCACGGUGCUGUUGGUCCCUGGGGACCCCCAGUGCCUCCCAUCAGAUGCUCAGGGCUCCCCCUGUACCGCCUCCAGGGUGCUGGAGGGUGGCUCUGGGUGCCAGGACCCUUUGCCCUUUGGGACACUGCAGCCCCUGUGGCUCCACAGGCGCUUCUGCCGCCUCCUGGCGCCGCGGCCGCCGGGGGCCCUGGCCGUGCCCCCCAGCACCCAGGAGCACCUCGAGGGCGAGGAGCGGGGCCGGGCACUCACCGAGCGCCACAGCCCCGGCCAUGGGGACACAGCGCCGCCGCGGCCCCUCUCGGAUGAAGGUCUGCGCCGGCGGCUGCGGGCGCUGGGGGAUGAGCCGGGGCCCGUCACGGCGCUCACCAGGCGGCUCUACCUGCGGCGGCUGGAGGAGCUGCUGAGGACACACCGGGACAGGCCAGAGGGACACAGCCCCGAGCUGGCGGCCGCGCUGCAGAGCGGCCUCAUCCCCGACUGCGCCCAGGACGAGCUGCUGCUGAGGCAGGAGUUCGACCGCCCCGACCGCAGCCGGCACUGGCGGGAAGGGCUGGUCAAGUCCAGCUUCAACUACCUCCUCCUGGACCCCAGGACCACUCAGGACCUGCCGCUCCGCUCGCACCGCCUGAGCCCGGCCGAGUGCUUCAGGACCUUCGUCCAGGCCAUCUUCUACGUGGGCAAGGGGUCACGCGCCCGGCCCUACUGCCACCUCGCCGAGGCGCUGGGCCGGCACCGCGCUGGCACGCAGAAGGGCUGCCCCAAGGUGCGGCGCAUCCUGGAGAUCUGGGCGAGCGGGCACGGCGUGGUCUCUGUGCACUGCUUCCAGAGCACGGUCCCGGCUGAGGCUUACACACGGGAAGGCUGCUUGGUGGAGGCUCUGGGUGGGGCUGCAGACCAUCACCAACCAGAGGAAGGGGCUGUGCUAUGGCACGGUGGCACACUGGCCGGCAGCGCGGCGCCGGCGCCUCGGCGUUCACCUGCUGCACAGGGCCAUGAGCAUCUUCCUGGCCGAGGGCGAGCGGCAGCUCCGGCCAGUGGACAUCCAGGGUGGGCGCUGAGCACCCUGGGGUGCUGUGCUGGGGGGUACCCCAUCCCUGCACCUCCCCUCUUGCCCUGUCGCAGGAGGUGGCCGCGCGCUGGGUGCGGGUUUUGUGUCGUGAGCACUGGUGCGAGUUUCUCUCUUUCUCUCCAAGGGGAUAAAUAAAUCACUGCAGGUCUUUUAUUUUG